AUGACCACCGCAACGGCAGCGGCUGCUGCCAGUCGAGCUAGUGUAGACAGUAAUCGCUCUGCCAGCUCAACAAGCACAGCUGGCACCAACGGCAAGAACUCUCGCCACUCCAUUGGCCCAUGGUCUCUACUCAGGACGCUCGGCGAGGGAGAAUUUGGUAAAGUAAAGCUUGCACUUCACCAGGAAACUGGCAAGGAAGCUGCAAUCAAGCUCAUAAAGAAGGAAUCUAUUGAAAAUCCUACACGCAGAGCUAAGCUUUUACGUGAAAUCGCAAUCCUAAAGGCCGUAAACCAUCCCUACAUUGUCAAGCUAUUUGAAGUUAUCGAAACAGACACUCAUAUCGGAAUCGUCACAGAGUUCGCCUCCGGAGGCGAAGUAUUUGAAUAUAUAUUGGCUCAUAGAUAUCUCAAAGAACGGGAUGCUUGUCGCUUCUUUUGUCAGCUGAUUAGCGGUGUAAACUAUUUGCACCAUUCCCACAUCGUGCAUCGAGACUUGAAACUGGAAAACUUGUUGUUGGAUGGACAGCGGAAUAUAAUCAUUACAGAUUUCGGAUUUGCACAUAGAGCAGAGAAGAAUUUAGAAGCAUUACUAACUACAUCAUGUGGAAGUCCAUGUUAUGCUGCUCCAGAGCUCGUUAUCAGUGAUGGAUAUGUGGGAGAAUCGGCUGAUAUAUGGAGUUGUGGAGUCAUUCUGUAUGCCAUGUUAUGUGGUUAUCUACCAUUCGAUGAUGAUCCAGCAAACCCUGAUGGCGAUAACAUCAAUCUUCUAUACAAGUAUAUAUUAGAAACCGAGCUAGACUUCCCUGAAUAUGUUGGAUCAACAGCACGAUCACUGCUGAAACGAAUGCUCGUGCCAGACCCAAAGAGGAGAGCAAAGAUACAGGAAAUCAUGGCGCAUCCAUGGGUACAGCCCUUUGCAUACAUAUUUUCUGAAACGCCUGUUAAAGUAGCAGACCCACUUAUGGAACCAGAAUCGUUUGUGGAACGUAUUCCAUCACCAUCACCAAAUAUUGACGAAGACAUGAUUGAAUCCUCAGAUGUCGAAAUGACGACUGCUGUACCUGAUUCGGAUAUUGUAGCUGCUGAACCAUAUGUAGAAGCAUCAGCCAUCACCACAACGACAACGACAACUGCUGCUACGACAACGGCCAAAAAGCCAACGACUUCAAAGGACUCGACUUAUUUAUCACGAGAAGAUUCCUCAUUAGAAGAUUCAAAACGAUCAUCUGUAGAUAAUAAAGCUGCCACAACAACCACAAUAGCAUCAAUAACUAAUAAUACUUCCAAUAAUAAUAAUCCUGUGGCACCUCCACGGUCAACCACUCUGCUACCCAUCGCUGCAACAGCUUCUUCAGUGGCCGUUGCAGUCGGAAUCGCUUCUGCUGUCUCAUCAACAUCAUCAACCACUACCAACACCAAUACAUCAACCACAACAUCCUCUGCAAUUAACUCAUCAAUAUCAUCUGUACCAGUGAGAAAAGUACCACCACCAGUGGUACCAGCUAUAGACGAGUCUGUUUCGAAAAAGAAACGGACAUCAGGUGUGUUGAAACCAAAUGUGGUUUCACCUAUUAGAAAUCCACAAAUAGUUACCGACGAGCUGGAAAAGCGACGCAUGUCGGCUCAUUACAAUGACUCGGAUGCUAAAAAGGCGAGAAGGGAUGUACAGUUCAAAGAAGGAGGCGCUGGCGCUUCUGAGGCUGAACCUACGUUUGCUGAGAUUGCCGCUACUCGUAAGAGUUUCGAUGUUCGAAAACUCGUUAAUGGUGGAACAGAACUACCUGGUAAACCACCGCAACGUGGUGUAUCCUGGUUUAGAAGGAGACCUGGUCCAAUUCCAAUACCCGAGGACGAGGCACCACCUCCACUGCCAACACCAAUACCACCACUGCCGCGAAUGUCAAUGAUGACUGCCCGAACAGCCACAGGCCCCAUCGCAUCCUCAGUCCCCUCACAAAACCUCCCACCACCCAGGCAAACAUCCGUACCCCAACAACAGCAAACAGCAUCUUCCAUAGCUGCUAUUGAAGCAUCCCAACCACGAUACCACUACGGCGUGAUAGAUCGCCGAGCACUGACUUCCAAACAACCGAGACUGCAAAUCGCUGAAAUUAAAGCCAUUGUUGCAUCAAUGGGUCUUGAGGUGACUGAUGACAAGAGUAAUGAGUAUAAGGUGAAAUGUAUUAGACGGCAACGGCCAAUGACUUCGGAUAACUCUUCGAUGAGUUCGGUGGCGGAUGUAUCGAAUCAACAGCCACAACAACAACAAUCGAAUACGUCGAGAACGCCAACACGGAAGCCAUCUCGAGUAGUAUCUAUAUUCCCAUUCUCCUUCCUUCGCAGACAGUCCAAAACCAAUAAUUCGUCUACGACAUCCGUAAACAGCCAACUGCAGCAGCAGCAAACCAUAGACGCACAACUAGCUACCGUAGCAAGUGAAGUCCGAUUCAGUAUAGAGGUACAGAGGCUACGGAACUUGCCUGGCUUAUACGUCGUUGAUUUCGAGAGAUCGAAAGGUGAUCGAUGGCUGUUUCGUAAACUGUAUGAUGAUAUUGUUACAAAAUUGGAUUUGAAGACGGAGGGAGCUGCUAUAUCGAUUGGUGCGUAA
This is a messenger RNA of Synchytrium microbalum, 2607 nucleotides long. RefSeq lists its product as uncharacterized. The transcript has 6 exons. Gene Ontology annotation, molecular function: ATP binding; tau-protein kinase activity; protein serine/threonine kinase activity. The record is from RefSeq and is a predicted model, not a curated record. The coding region runs from base 1 to 2607 and encodes 868 amino acids. Lineage: Eukaryota; Fungi; Chytridiomycota; Chytridiomycetes; Synchytriales; Synchytriaceae. Gene Ontology annotation, cellular component: cytoplasm. Gene Ontology annotation, biological process: microtubule cytoskeleton organization; protein phosphorylation; intracellular signal transduction.